This is a messenger RNA of Geodia barretti, 444 nucleotides long. The record is from the annotation of a GenBank genome assembly. NCBI's taxonomy places the organism in Eukaryota, Metazoa, Porifera, Demospongiae, Tetractinellida, Geodiidae.
AUGAAAACCGAACAUUUUUCCCUGAAAGUCGACACCACCGGCGCCCCCGAAUUCAUCGACAUCACCGACUGGGUGAAGGGCUGCGUCGGAAAAUCGUGCGUCAGCAACGGGUUUGUGGUGGUGUACUCCCGUCACACCACUGCCGCCGUGAUCAUCAACGAGAACGAACCGUUGUUGAUUGAGGACAUGACGAGGUUUUUGGAGAAGAUUUGUCCUCGCUUCGGCGAAUAUCGGCACAACGAUUUCUCGGUCCGAACGGUCAACAUGACCGAAGAAGAAUCGCCGAAUGGGCACGCUCACCUCCAGCAUCUAAUGUUGGGGUCAAGUGAAACCAUCCCGCUCAUCGACGGGAAGAUACCCUUUGGCCAGUGGCAGAGCAUAUUUUUUAUUGAAUUGGACCACCCGCGUCCGCGAGAGGUGAUGGUCCAGAUCGUUGGAGAGUAG